Molecule: messenger RNA, 549 nt
Organism: Acanthosepion pharaonis
Lineage: Eukaryota; Metazoa; Mollusca; Cephalopoda; Sepiida; Sepiidae
Source: the annotation of a GenBank genome assembly
AUGUUAUGUGAGAAACAUUUUCAAGAAUGUCUUUCUUUCUUUUUUCUCACUUUCUUUUUUGUUUUUCUCACUUUCAUUCUUUCUUUCUCGCAGUCUUUCUUUUUUCUAAAAAAAAAUAAUGUGAGAAAAAAGAAAGAAAAUGUUGUUUCUUUCUCAAUUUCUUUUUCUUUUUUUCUCUCUGUCUUUCUUUCUUUCUUUCUCAAUUUUUUCUUUUUAUCUAUCUGUUUCUUUUUUUCUUUGUUUCUUUUUUCACACUCUUUUUUCUCAAUUUCUUUUUCUUUCUUUUUUCUUUCUUUCUUUCUGAAUUUAUUCAUUUUUCUUGUUUUCUUUUACUCAAAUUCUUUCUUUCUCAAUUUCUUUUUUGUUACUUUCUUUUUUCUUUCUUUCUUUCUUUCUUUCUUUUUUUCUUUUUCUUUUUAUCUAUCUUUCUUUUUACUUUCUUUUUCUCAUUUUCUUUCUUUCUUAAUUUCCUUCUUUUUUUCUUUCUAUUCUCAUUUUCUUUCUCAAUUUCUUUCUUUCAUUUUCUUUCUUUCUUUCUUUCUCAAUUAA